AUGAAGCGUUUCUUCAGCAGGUCGCCAAAUCGUACAGAUGAAAGCUCUGUUCCAUCUCCCGCAGCGGUUCCUACCUCCUUGCCCCAUCCUCACUUGCAGCCGAAAUAUGUCGUUCCACCAGUUCCUCAUCCAGCCCCAUAUGAACAUGUAGCGCUUCUUGCGACAAAAGAAGGUCUUCUGAUGAGACCUUAUGAACUGGGUGCAGGGACAUCCUCUAUCCAUGGAGCCAAGAUUGCUUGGGGUCGAGGUGGAAAAAUUGAAGAGAUAUCUGUGGUUGGGGAGUGGGAAGGUUACAUCGUCGUCCACGGUAUCGUCGGUAUUCUUGAGCUCUUUUCAUCGUCUUAUCUGCUCGUUAUUACCGCCAAGACAGACGUUGGAAACCUGUUGGAGGAAAACCACUUAAUCUAUGGCGUUAAGGGCGUCAUAGCGAUACCACUCCAUGAAGAAGGUGCCCAUGAAAGGAUUAGAACGCUCGCAUCACGCGUAAAUCUGAGCCAUCUCUCGACUAGCCGUACUCUGGAUACCAUUCCUACCAUCUCCAAGCCAAGCCCUCGUAUUCAAUUUGCACAGACACCUAUCCCAGUUUCUGAUUAUGAUUCGAACACAGCCGAACAUACCCCACGUUCACGCUCUCCAUCUGAGGCGUCGUCAAUAUCAUCGGAGGCAUCUUCAGCGUCUCCAGUAAUUAAGGCCCUAGCUUCGCGACUGUCAUUUUGGAACCGGUUGUCCCCUGGAACUAGGGACUUGAAGCAGGCGAGCGAUGAUGUCUUCAAUCCAAGUCCUAAAGACGAGAAGGAUAUUUUGGAAGAGGGAGAUCCCGAAGAAGUGCUAGCUCAUAUCGUGGCGCCGGAACCCAUCUCACCCGAAGAACGACAUUCGGAGUUGGAGAGAAAGAUUGUCAAAGAGUGCGUGAAGGAGUUCACGAAAGGUGGGAUGUUCUUUGCAUACAACUUCGACAUAACACGAUCCAUGCAACAUAAACGCGAUCUCAUUGCUAAGACACAGAAGCAAAGUUUCUUACUCGCUGAUCUCAACGUUUUCUCGUCUCAUAAAUUGGACCAUACCGGAAAUGUCUCCGAGCCGAAUCCAAUGCUGCCGCUUUGGCGAAGAGUGGAUAGGAAGUAUUGGUGGAACGAGUGGUUGGCAAAACCUUUCAUUGAUGCUGGGUUGCACCCAUACGUUUUACCUAUCAUGCAGGGUUACUGCCAAAUAUCUACAUUUGAUAUACCAGAAGAUGGUGCUGAGGAUCCCGUACCUGUUGAAUAUGUCCUCAUAUCCAGGCGGUCGAGAGACAGAGCGGGAUUGAGGUACCAACGGCGAGGAGUGGACGACGAAGCCCAUGUGGCUAAUUUCGUGGAGACCGAGACAAUAAUGCAAGUCGCGAGAGAAGGAAAGAUGAAUACGUUUAGUUACGUGCAGAUUCGAGGCUCUAUACCCCUUUACUGGACGCAAACUGGGUAUGGGCUGAAGCCCCCGCCUGUACUCGCUGCAGAUCGGACGCAUAAGCAGAAUCUCGACGCUAUGAAGAGGCAUUUUGGGAGAACGGUGCCUCUUUAUGGACCUCACACAGUAGUGAACCUUGCGGAACAACAUGGUAAAGAAGCUGCCGUUACACAAGGAUACAGAGACUGCAUGGCGGAGUUAGCAUUACCUGAUGUACAGUAUCAUGAGUAUGAUUUUCAUGUCGAAACUAAAGGGAUGAAAUACGAGAACAUUUCGAAGCUCAUCGACAAGAUGGACAGGACAUUCGAGCAUCAAGGAUUUUUGUGGAUUUCGGAUGCGAAUGUUCUCUCGACGCAGAAAGGCGCUUUUAGAGUGAAUUGUAUUGAUUGCCUUGACCGUACAAAUGUAGUCCAAAGCGCCUUUGCGCGUCAUGUGCUUCAGACGCAGCUCAGGGCGGUGGCGUUGGUCGGUGGGACGGGGGAUAACGAUCUGGUGUUUAAUGAUGUUUGGGCCAACAAUGGAGAUGCUAUAAGCCGCGCAUAUGCGGGCACGUCGGCGUUGAAGGGCGACUUCACAAGAACCGGAAAACGCGAUUUGAGUGGGCUACUCAACGAUGGUGUGAAUUCACUAGCUCGAAUGUACACGUCUACGUUCAGCGACUGGUUCUGCCAGGCUGUAAUUGAUUUCAUGCUUGGGCAUCGAACGCUGAGCGUGUUCAGCGAAUUCUUGUUGAAAUUACAAUCAACAGAUCCGAGAGACUUGAUACGGCUUUCGAAGAUUAGAGCGGAGGCUAUAGCUACUAGUGUAGCGAGAGUUUUGGAAGAAGGUGAGAGGCUAUUGGCUGGAUGGACCAUGUUUGCGCCAGAGGAAAUGGCCGUAAAGGUUGGAGAUAAGUGGGAAGAGAAGGUGUUACUUUUGACUGCAAGAGCUAUUUAUAUUAUCAGUUAUGAUUAUACCCUACAGAAAGUGAAGAAAUAUACCCGCGUUCCGUUGGGCGACAUUACUGGUAUUACAAAAGGCACCUACAUACUGUCUCCAUUAGAAGAGGCGAGCAGGGAUCCGGAACAGAAUGCAGGAUUUGUGAUUGAAUGGUUGAGCACUCGGGAGAUCACACGCAUGACGAGCUACUCGAUGAGGAACUCAUUGGACUUGUUGGCAGUUUCGCCGCCUCUCAAAUCCAACAUGUCAUCGCCUGGGAUCAAAUACAAGUCCAUGACCGUAGGAUCGGGCAAGGCCAGCAGGGUAACGCUAAGCUCAAUUCUAGGGAACGGGCAUGCAAAUGACGCGGAGAAAACAUUUGCGGCACUCAAGAUGCUGCCUAUUGAUCCCACCCGGUCACAAUCGCAGAGCGCAAGCAGUGAAGAGGUCGAGAUAGCGGGGAGUUGUCGAGAAGCAGUGAAUAUGGUGGUUGAACGGAUCAAGCGAGCGUGUGAAGAUGUUGGCGGAGUAGAUAGUGGAUUCGUGAGAGAGGGGGACGUGGUAAGUCUGGCAGAGGCUCAGCGAAUGACGAGCAUGUAUACCAAGAUGGAAUAUGGGGUAAAGAGGUUACUCUGGCUGGGAGGUUAG
Messenger RNA from Desarmillaria tabescens, 3009 nucleotides. Its product is annotated as inositol 5'-phosphatase. The record is from RefSeq and is a predicted model, not a curated record. Gene Ontology annotation, biological process: phosphatidylinositol dephosphorylation. The coding region runs from base 1 to 3009 and encodes 1002 amino acids. Gene Ontology annotation, molecular function: phosphatidylinositol-4-phosphate phosphatase activity. Gene Ontology annotation, cellular component: endoplasmic reticulum. NCBI's taxonomy places the organism in Eukaryota, Fungi, Basidiomycota, Agaricomycetes, Agaricales, Physalacriaceae. The transcript is spliced from 18 exons.